This is a messenger RNA of Trichoderma reesei QM6a, 4302 nucleotides long. RefSeq lists its product as uncharacterized. Gene Ontology annotation, biological process: positive regulation of transcription by RNA polymerase II. Lineage: Eukaryota; Fungi; Ascomycota; Sordariomycetes; Hypocreales; Hypocreaceae. Gene Ontology annotation, molecular function: histone binding; ATP binding; DNA binding. The transcript is spliced from 3 exons. Gene Ontology annotation, cellular component: nucleus. The record is from RefSeq and is a predicted model, not a curated record. The coding region runs from base 1 to 4302 and encodes 1433 amino acids.
AUGGCAUCAGUGCAGAUGCCGGGCGCGGUCCAGAUGCCGGGCGCGCCAAUGCCUGCCGGCGCGACCAAGCAACAGGCCGAAGAGGUCUUUCGGAAACUCAAACAAAUGAAGGAACAAGGCGUUCCGCCCACUGAUCCCGAGUACAUCAAGGCUUCCCAGUUCUUGAUGAGUUUCCAACAGCAACACAACAUGCGACGAAACCAGGCACAGUACAUCCAAGCCCAGCAACAGAUGCAACAGAAUGCGCAGAACGCUCAGAACAGCGCUGCUCAUGCCCCCAAUGGCAGCCUCAACGGCGUUCAGCCCAGCCAUCCGCAACAGAACAUGCCCCAGACGACGCAGGCCGCCCUGCCCAACGCCGCCGGAGCGACGACUGCGACGCCUACUCUGAAUGGCCCUGCUGCCGCUGCUCCCAGCGUCCCUACGCCGUCAGGCUCGAGCUCGUCAUCGAGUCACUUCACCCAAAAGCAACUUGCCUUGCUGAGGCAGCAGAUCCAUGCCUUCAAGCUCCUCGGCAAGAAUGCCGGCAUCUCCACGCAGCUUCAGCAGGCCAUCUUCCAGCAGCGCCUGCAGCGCCAGGCCGCCAUCACAGCCUCUGCUCAAGCUCCUGCCCCGGCAAAGACUCCCCAGCCCGGCUCCGAUGCUGGAAAGUCUACCCCAAACGGCGUUGAGUCUGCCCCUCAAGACGAUGCGCUUGCGCUUCCCAAGGCCCAUACCUAUAAGACUGUCAAAUCACCAUACGGCACUGGCAUGAUCCGACCGUCUAUCAAGUAUUUCGACCAUGCGCAGAGGAAGAACCGAUGGUUCAUCCCCGGCGUCUUCCCGACGGGCAUCGAUUUCGACCACCUGCGAUAUGAGCGAGAAGUCGUCGUCUUCAACCGCAUGAGCCAGCGGUACUCGGAGCUGAAGAACUUGCCCGCCAACAUUGCCCACUGGGACACUACCAAGGAGGAUGUCGAGGUCGACGAUUCCGUCAAGGUCAAGGCCGUCAUCGAGAUGAAGAGCCUGGCCCUCUACGCCAAGCAGCGGGCCCUUCGCGAGAAGAUUGCUCGCCAGAUGAUGCACUAUGACAACCUGGCAAUGACAACCAACCGGUCAAACUACCGCCGCAUGAAGAAGCAGAAUGUCCGCGAGGCUCGCAUUACCGAGAAGCUCGAGAAGCAGCAGCGUGAUGCCCGCGAAAACCGCGAAAAGAAGAAGCACUCUGACUUCCUCCGAGCCAUCCACAACCACCGCGCCGAGAUCAUUGAGAACGCGGUCGCGCAGAAGAACAAGUCGCACAAGCUUAGCAGACUCAUGUACUCGCAUCACUUCAACAUCGAGAAGGAAGAACAGAAGCGCAUCGAGAGGACGGCCAAGCAGCGUCUGCAGGCCCUCAAGGCUAACGACGAGGAGGCCUAUCUCAAGCUGCUCGACCAGGCCAAGGACACUCGUAUCACACACCUGCUCAAGCAAACCGAUGGCUUCUUGCACCAGCUGGCGUCAUCGGUCAAGGCCCAACAGCGGCAAGCGGCCGAGACCUACGGCACCGACGCGGGCACCUUUGUCGACGAAGAGAGCGAGCUUGACGAAGAAGACAGCGGGAAGAAGAUUGACUACUACGCCGUCGCUCACCGCAUUCGUGAAGAGGUUACCAAGCAGGCUAGCAUCCUGGUUGGAGGCACGUUGAAGGAGUACCAAAUCAAGGGUCUCCAGUGGAUGAUCUCCCUAUACAACAACAACCUCAAUGGUAUCCUCGCAGAUGAAAUGGGUCUCGGAAAGACGAUCCAGACCAUCAGUCUGAUUACCUACCUGAUCGAGCAGAAGCAGCAGAGCGGCCCGUACCUGGUGAUUGUGCCGCUGAGUACCCUUACCAACUGGAACCUCGAGUUCGAGAAGUGGGCCCCGUCCGUGGCCCGCGUCGUGUACAAGGGUCCUCCCAACACCCGCAAGCUGCAGCAGGAGAAGAUUCGCCAGGGACGGUUCCAGGUGCUGCUGACGACGUACGAGUACAUCAUCAAGGAUCGACCGAUUCUCAGCAAGAUCAAGUGGUUCCACAUGAUCAUCGACGAAGGUCACCGUAUGAAGAACACGCAGUCCAAGCUCAGCGCAACCAUUCAGCAGUACUACACCACGCGCUUCCGUCUCAUUCUCACGGGUACUCCCCUCCAGAACAACCUGUCCGAGCUGUGGGCCAUGCUCAACUUUGUCCUGCCAAACAUCUUCAAGUCGGUCAAGACAUUUGACGAGUGGUUCAACACUCCCUUUGCCAACACCGGUGGCCAGGACAAGAUGGAGCUCACGGAAGAAGAGCAGAUCCUCGUCAUUCGACGCCUGCACAAGGUCCUGCGACCCUUCCUGCUGCGUCGUCUGAAGAAGGACGUCGAGAAGGACUUGCCCGACAAGACGGAAAAGGUCAUCAAGUGCAAGUUCUCGGCACUGCAGUCCAAGCUCUACAAGCAGAUGGUGACGCACAACAAGCUGGUUGUCAGCGACGGCAAGGGUGGCAAGACUGGUGCUCGCGGCUUGAGCAACAUGAUUAUGCAGCUGCGAAAGCUUUGCAACCACCCGUUUGUGUUUGACAUUGUCGAAAACGUCAUGAACCCUCUCAACAUCAGCAACGACCUGCUCUGGAGAACGGCGGGCAAGUUCGAGCUGCUGGACCGGAUUCUGCCAAAGUACAAGGCAACCGGCCAUCGCGUGCUGAUGUUCUUCCAGAUGACGGCCAUUAUGGACAUUAUGGAGGACUAUCUCCGUUACCGCAACUACAAGUAUCUGCGUCUAGAUGGUACAACCAAGUCCGAUGAGCGAUCCGACCUCCUCCGGGACUUCAACGCGCCCAACUCAGAAUACUUCUUGUUCUUGCUGUCCACCCGUGCCGGUGGUUUGGGUCUGAACUUGCAAACGGCCGACACGGUCAUCAUCUACGACUCUGACUGGAAUCCCCACCAGGAUUUGCAGGCCCAGGAUCGUGCCCACCGUAUCGGCCAGAAGAACGAGGUGCGAAUUCUGCGUCUUAUCAGCUCCAACUCGGUCGAGGAGAAGAUCCUGGAGCGCGCCAGAUUCAAGCUGGACAUGGACGGCAAAGUCAUUCAGGCAGGUCGUUUUGACAACAAGUCCUCCGAGACGGACCGUGAUGCCAUGCUUCGAACUCUGCUGGAAACUGCCGACAUGGCCGAGUCUGGCGAGCAAGAAGAAAUGGAGGACGAGGAACUCAACCUGUUGCUUGCCCGUAACGACGAAGAGCUUGUCACAUUCCAAAAGUUGGACGAAGAGAGACAAAAGGAUCCCAUCUAUGGCGGUCCCAAGGGCAAGCCUCGACUGAUGGCCGAAGACGAAUUGCCCGAAAUCUAUCUCAACGAAGGCAACCCCAUCUCGGACGAUGCCGAAGAGGUCAUUCUUGGUCGUGGCGCUCGCGAGCGUACCAAGGUCAAGUACGACGAUGGCCUGACGGAAGAACAGUGGUUGAUGGCCGUGGAUGACGAUGAGGAUAGUCCAGAGGCGGCCGCGGCGCGUAAACAGGCCCGCAAAGACAAGAGAGAGGCCAACAAGCUCAGAAAGUCACUGCUGGCAAAUUCCAUGGACAAUUCGCCAUCAGCCAGCAGGGCGAGCACGGAGGAGGUUGAGACGCCAAAGAAGAGAGGCCGCAAGCCUGGCAGCAAGGUCGAGAAGCGAAAGGCAGAAGAGGAUGACGAGCAGCCUCCUCCCAAGAAGCGACGCGGGCCUCAGGGACGCCCCAGCAAGAACGCCGCCCGUGAAGAUUCUCGCGUGCCACCUCAACAUCGGGAGGUGCUUCAAAAGAGCCUGCGAGCACUCUACGACGGUCUGAUGAACUUGGAAGUGGACGAUAUCGAGCCUCCGGCAGAGGACGACGAAUCUGAUGCUGGCAAGCGACUCAUCAUCGGACCCUUUGUCAAGCUCCCCCCGAAGCGCGAUUAUGCCGACUACUACGUGAUCAUCCAAAACCCCAUCUGCAUGAACCACAUUCACACGCGGAUCAAGAAGGAGGAGUACAACUGUCUAAGCGAUCUUCGCAAAGACUUUGAGCUGCUGAUACGCAACUGCCAAACCUACAAUGAAGACGGAAGCAUCCUGUAUCAGGAUGCGAAGACGAUGGAGGAAUUCUUCAACCAAAAGUAUCAAGAGGAGCUGGACGCCCACCCGGAGCUUCUUGAGCUGGAAGAGGGCGGCAAGGCAGGAUCAGCAGCGCCUUCAGGCAACGGAAACACUCCGCAGCCGAGCGGCACGCGCAUCAAGAUCAUUUCCAGUGCAGCACGAGAAGCCAACGGGGCACGUUCUGCCGCCCAAAGUGAUGAAGAUUGA